AUGCACGAUAUAGAGAACCCACCCAAGCCUGAUGAUUCGCCGCCACCAUACACACUGAUGGACGAGUCGGGCAAUCAGGGAGCAUCUUCCUCUGCGCCUCCGGGUGGUCCCCCCAGCACGAUAGUCGUGACACCCCCUUCCCCCGUCAACGGAAGCCGGCCUAUUUCGCCCUCGCAGAGACAAGUACAACUCUUCGGGCCAACACCAUUGCAGCAAUCGCAACCCCUGUUGAUUCCGUACUAUGACCCCCAUUCGCCGUAUUCCCUUUCACGAGCCGAUUCGAGAACUCGGUGGCGGUUUAUCGGUUCGAUUGGGAGAGGAAUUGGCCUGUAG
This is a messenger RNA of Pleurotus ostreatus (oyster mushroom), 333 nucleotides long. RefSeq lists its product as uncharacterized. Bases 1 to 333 code for a protein of 110 amino acids. The transcript is spliced from 2 exons. NCBI's taxonomy places the organism in Eukaryota, Fungi, Basidiomycota, Agaricomycetes, Agaricales, Pleurotaceae. The record is from RefSeq and is a predicted model, not a curated record.